UUCGGUGCGGUGAGGCGGGUUGGGCGUUGUCCGCUCCGGCUUUCAGUCUUAGAAACCUCGCAGAAACGGAGCUUCUGAUUUUCCAGCAUCUGCGCCAGAUGUUCGGUGUGGGUGUGCAUCGUGUGUGUGUGUGUGUGUAUAACAAAGUGUAUGAGUGUGUGUUUGUGCUACAGGGAGGAGGCGGAGGCGGAGGAAGGCAGGCAGGCAGGCAAUAGGUCUACAGCAGCGAAGGGAUGCUUAUGGCUGAAGAAGUGCGGCUAGCACAGGCGAAAAACCACACCUGUCAUGUAAAUACUCAUCGCGUCUAAAAGCCAUGGACUCGGUGGGGGUUCUCUUGUGGCUUAUUCUAGCCCCAGUGGUCACCAUCGUGUCCCGGUCACACGCGGACCGGAACGUCUACCCUUCAGCUGGAGUGCUGUUCGUUCAUGUGCUGGAGAGAGAAUAUUUUAAAGGGGAAUUUCCUCCUUAUCCAAAGCCAGGGGACACCAGCAAUGAUCCAAUCACCUUUAACACCAACCUAAAGGGUUAUCCAGACAGACCAGGGUGGCUUCGCUACAUCCAGAGAACUCCACACAGCGAUGGAGUCCUCUAUGGAUCCCCUACAGCAGAACAUGUGGGCAAGCCCACCAUCAUUGAGAUUACUGCCUAUAACAGACGCACCUUCGAAACUGCCAGGCACAACUUGGUUAUAAACAUCAUGGGUACAGAAGAGUUCCCGUUGCCCUACCAGGCUGAGUUCUACAUAAAAAACAUGAAUGUGGAGGAGAUGUUAGCCAGUGAGGUGCUAGGGGACUUUCUGGGUGCUGUGAAGAAUGUAUGGCAGCCUGAGAGGCUCAAUGCCAUCAACAUCACUUCUGCGCUGGACCGGGGGGGCCGUGUACCCCUGCCCAUUAACAACCUGAAAGAAGGAGUGUAUGUGAUGGUGGGAGCGGAUGUGCAGUUCUCUUCAUGUCUGCGUGAGGUGGAAACCCCUCAGAACCAGCUGCGUUGCAGUCAGGAGAUGGAGCCUGUUAUCAGCUGUGAUAAAAAGUUCAGAGCCCAGUUUCACAUAGACUGGUGCAAGAUCUCGCUGGUGGACAUCACUAAGGUUGUCCCUGUGCACAACAGCCGUCCAGAUCCAGGCACAGGAGUGCUGCCGGACAUUGGAGAGUACAAUCCACCCUCAGAGUCACUGAAGAGUAGGGACUAUUUUACUGACUUCCUGGUCACGUUGGCUGUGCCCUCCGCCGUUGCCCUGGUCCUGUUCGUCAUACUGGGUUAUUCUAUGUGCUGUCGUCGGGAAGGGGUGGAAAAAAGAAACAUGCAAACACCAGACAUUCAGCUGGUGCACCACAGCUCUAUUCAGAAGUCUACGAAGGAGCUGCGUAGCAUGUCAAAGAACAGGGAGAUCUCCUGGCCUCUGUCCACACUGCCUGUCUUCAACCCUGUGAGUGGGGAGGUGGUCCCGCCCAUUCACCCAGACAACUACGAGACCACCAGCAUGCCGCUCAUGCAGACCCAGACAAAUCUUCAAAAUCAAAUCCAGAUACCACAGCAACAGCCUUCAGGAGGUAAUUACUGUAUGUCAACAUUUCGAAGACUGGAGGUAAAUGGUAUUCCUGAAGAGAGGAAAGUGGCUGAAGCCCUGAACUUGUGAUGGAAUUUCCACUCUUAGUUUUUUUGCACCCAUGUAUUCAUGUUUCUAUUUUGUGCCAAGUGUGCAUGUGCUAGCUCUGUGGUCCUGUUCACUUGUGUAACAGAGUGCAGUACAAGUUAAACAUGCUCAAACAAAGCACCUGGAGUUGUAAUGAUAAAUACACUGACAAGAGAGUAUUUUCAGUAACUUUAUCAGAUCCUGUCUUAUUUUAUAUUGAAAAUCUUUUUUUAAACUUGUUAAGGGUCCACCAAUUAUAGAGACACUUUUAAGAGGCAUGGUGACCAGAACAGACUUUUUGUUGUUGGAGCCCUGUUAAGUAGUAAUUACUGUAUGUCUAUCCAUCCAAAAGGCAUUUCUUUUUAUUAUUGUAUUAUUCUGUCUUUGUAUUAUUUCUUUCUUUCUUUUUUUAAACAGGAUGCAACCAAAUUGUACUUUUAAAGAGCUUGUACAUUAAUUUUACUGCAGCACUGCAGGUGGCAGUAUUAAUGUCUAUUAAAAUGCAGUCCAAUGGGCGUAACUGCUCAAAACAUCUCUGUUUGUCAAACUAAGCCUGGCAGUAAAAUGAUGAUUCACUGAGUCAGGUGUGUUUAAACAAGGAGAUCAUGUGCAGGAAUCACUCCAGGACUGGGGUUCCUCAUCCUGGAUGUAGGCAAAAAGAUUCCACCAGUCAUAUCUGGGACCCAGUUACAGUGCACAAUCAUUUUAAAACAAGGUGAAUCACGCUUAGUCUAAAGUGAGAAAUGAUACAGAACUAACAACCCUACAACCGUGCUAAUAAAGCUAAAGGCUAUCAGUAACAGAUUUUGAGUUACAGCACAGAGGACCCAUCAUUUGCUUUUAUUAAAUUCUAAUGCAUUUCAAAUGACAUUUCAUAUUCGCUAAUAAUACAGUACUGUGCAGAAGUCAAGAGACCACUCUUUAUAUAACCUCCAGUCAAAAACAAAUUGUUCAUUUUUCAGGAUAUUUUCUCAGAGAUUAGAUAAUAGGAAAGUAUAUUAUUGAGGAUUUUGUUUUCUCUAGAAACGUGGUCCACUUCUACAGGCAAGCAGUGGUCACACCAGAUACUGAUGUGGAAAUUCUUGAUGUGUGGUUUAAGUUUAAAGAAAAUGCCAAAAGUGUUGUGUUUCUAUUUUGUUCAGUAUAUUUACAUGUUGAGGCGUCUGUGUAAGUUCAUGUUAAAUGUGUUUACUUUUUUCUGAUGCUGAAAAAAGAACAACUUGUACUUAAUCACUAUUUUGACUGUAAAUUAAGUAUAAAAACUGCACAGUACUGUAUUAUUUUUGAAAACCGAUCAUACAGCAAUAAUUGUGGAAUAGAAAGUCUUUAACUAAUUGUAACUGAACAAUUUCAGUUGUUAAUAAUGUGUGUAACCUCACCAUCAGUCAACAAAGACAACAAUAUCAACUUUAAUGUCCUUUAAAUGUGACAAGAUUGCAAUGUUAACCCUAUUUCAUCAAAUUUUCUGACCUGUCAUUGUUCACGUUACCACAUAGUAUUUGUUGAAUAGGCAACUUUAUUUUGUUAUUACACAUUAGUAAAGAUGUUUUUGAUAAAUAAAUUAAUAAACUUAUCAAUGUAAAAA
Messenger RNA from Pygocentrus nattereri (red-bellied piranha), 3218 nucleotides. RefSeq names its product sarcoglycan, epsilon (gene sgce). NCBI's taxonomy places the organism in Eukaryota, Metazoa, Chordata, Actinopteri, Characiformes, Serrasalmidae. Bases 314 to 1636 code for a protein of 440 amino acids. The transcript has 12 exons. Gene Ontology annotation, cellular component: membrane; sarcoglycan complex. The record is from RefSeq and is a predicted model, not a curated record.